CACGCCAUGCAGGGUGAUGCGUCUGGCUGGGAAGCAAUUGGUUCUCCUCAGCUGAUGCUAUUCCCGCCUGUGCAAAGCUCCGGGAUUCAAGCGUCAGAUCCCCGGCAUGACGGCGGUGUUCCUCGCCCUCACGACCGCGCUCCUGUGGCCGAGCGACGGCCACUCGUCACUUAUUCAGCCGUUCGGCGACUGCGCCCAGAGCCGUGGCUCAGGCGCCUUGUACCGGGGCGCGAUAGACGUCACCGAGUCCGGCGCACGGUGUAUGAACUGGAGUGAGGUGGGCGGCUUCACGGAGCGUCACCCGGGCAAAGGCGUCGGGGAGCACAAUCAGUGCCGGAAUCCCGACGGCAGAAUCCGAGCCUGGUGCUUCUUCCGGAACCAGAGAGGGAGAGUCGAUUGGGGUUACUGCGACUGUAAACAAGGUUCAGUGCGUUUGCAAGGAGGCCGCUCCAAAUUGGAUGGCAGGGUGGAGGUCUACCUGGGCGGAGUGUGGGGGUCCGUGUGCAGCGACGGCUGGCGAGAUGAAGACGCUGCAGUUGUGUGCAGGCAGCUGGGCAAGGGCCUCUCAGGUCGGUCUCAUGCUCUCCCCCUGUCUCGUCCGAGCAUGGCUAAGUUCCACUGGCAGGCUGUCCGCUGCCAGGGAGAUGAAUCUGAUCUGCUUCAGUGUCCCAAAUCCAUGUGGAAUGGAGGCGAGUGCUCCAUGACUGCAGCCGUGACCUGCUCGAAGCAGCACGAUGCAGUGAUGCUGCCUAUACGGCUGGUAGGGGGCCGGUCGAUGUCUGAAGGGACAGUUGAGGUGUUCCAUGCAGGCCAGUGGGGCUCCAUAUGUGAUGACCAAUGGGAUGACAGUGAUGCAGAGGUUGUAUGUCGACAGUUGGGGCUGAGUGGUGUAGCACGGGCAUGGGGCCAGGCGCAUUAUGGAAAGAGCUCUGGCCGUGUGUGGCUGGAUGAGGUGAGAUGCACAGGAAAUGAACUCACCGUGGAGCAGUGUCUGAAAAGUGCUUGGGGAGAACACAACUGCCUCCAUUCCGAGGAUGCCGGCGUCUCUUGCAGUCCUUUGACAGAUGGUACCGUUCGGUUAGUGGGUGGGACCGUGGGCUACGAGGGACGCUUAGAGGUCUUCUACCAUGGACAGUGGGGAACAGUCUGUGACGACGGCUGGACAGACUCAAACACUCAAGUAGUGUGCCGUCAACUCGGUUACAGGUUAGGCCAAACUCUGGUUCCUGAAGGACUAGACAUCACACCGGUCCCUCGCUUCGGGGUUGCGUCUGGUCCUAUUCUUUUGGAUGACGUGAGCUGCACAGGCAGAGAGCCCAGCCUAUUGCUGUGCAAGCGGGAGGAGUGGCUCCGUCAUGACUGCACACAUCAUGAAGAUGUUAACAUCGCGUGCAAUGCAGAACGCCUCGGAGACGGGCUUCCGACGAGUGUCACAGUGAGGCUGGUGGGAGGAGAAAGCCCCAGAGAAGGGCGGGUAGAGAUCUAUCUGUCUGGUCAAUGGGGUACAGUCUGUGAUGAUGGAUGGACUGAUCGGGAUGCUGAAGUUGUGUGUCGACAGAUGGGAUUCAGCGGGCUAGCCAAGGCUCGCGUGAUGGCAUACUUUGGCGAGGGUGCGGGGCCAAUCCACGUGGACAACGUGAAGUGCAGCGGAGACGAGCGCUCCAUCGCCGAUUGCAUCAAACAGGCGCCCGGCACGCACAAUUGUCGUCAUAGCGAGGACGCCGGAGUCAUCUGUGACUACGGUCAACUCCAGACUGGUCACAAAAAGGUCAAAGCUCCAGUCAAUCAGAUUUGCGGGCUGCGGCUCAUACACACUCGGCAGCGUCGAAUCAUCGGAGGAGAGAACUCUUUGAGGAGCGGCUGGCCGUGGCAGUCCGCGAUCCGUUUACGGGGGUCCAGAGGAGAUGGGAGGCUGGUGUGUGGUGCGACUCUAAUUGACACCUGCUGGGUCCUCACAUCAGCACACUGCUUCAAGAAGUACGGAAACAGCACCAAGCAGUACAAAGUCAGAGUGGGUGACUAUCACUCCCUCGUCCCCGAGGAGCACGAGGAGGAGUACGGUGUGGAUCAGAUUGUCCCGCAUCCGAGUUACCGCUCCCACAGCAACGAUUAUGACCUGGCCUUGGUUCGGCUGUCACCGGGGGCCGUGGGCCACACACCGGGAGAGUGCGUGUCAUUCAGCCGUCACGUCCUUCCCGCCUGUUUGCCCCUGAGGAAGGAGAGAGUGCUCAAACAAGCCAGCAACUGUCACAUCACCGGCUGGGGUGAUACAGGCCGCUCAUACUCCAAGACCCUCCAGCAGGCGCCGCUCUCCCUCCUUCCUCGCCGCCAAUGCCAGCAGUAUUUCCACGGGGCUUUCACCAGCCGCAUGCUGUGUGCCGGCAGUGUCCAGCAAGAGAGACGUGUGGACAGUUGCCGCGGCGACAGCGGAGGGCCUCUGGUGUGUGAGCGUCCGGGAGGAGGCUGGGUGGUUUACGGGGUCACGUCGUGGGGUCACGCUUGUCGGACGCAGCAGUCGCCCGGGGUCUACACCAAAGUGUCCGCCUUCAGCUCAUGGAUACACAAGGUGAUGACACAUAAUGAGGGGAAACAAAGAAGCCAAUAGUUAAUUCACUCCGGCUGGUGAGAUGAAUGAGGGUCACAUGACCCCCCCCCCCAAAAAAAGGACAUGUCAGUUUUUUUUGCUCCACAAAAGCAUGUCUUCAUCAUAAGCACUUAUUCACACAGGCCGCAAAAUACAAUUCUGUGUCAAAAAUGUAUUUUUAAUGUUCUGUAUUUUGUCAUUAAGUUGUAUUCUAACAAGAUUUUGUGAUGUCUAUUAAUGUUUAACGGGACCACAGGUACUAAAGCAUGCAUGCGUGAACUGAUUGCACAAGUUUCUGCAGAUUUGCACUCAAUCGUCUGCGCUUUUUGUGCUCGCUUGUCUGACCAAGGGAACCGGCUCAUUUCAUUUGUUGGUCAUUUUAAAAUUGCUGUCACAUUUUUCAGGGCAUCAUAACCUAUCAGUGUUUGUCUUAAACAGGAUCAAACAUGACUAAAAAUCAAAGCACAUAUUAGUAUUUUUACCUGUAUUAUAAUUUUUACAUAUUGACUUCCUGGUAGUGCUGGAAGAAGUCAUUCACAAUGGGACAAUCUGAUACACUUGAAAAAGUAUGAAUGCUGGCUCCUUAUUUUGAUGAAUGAUUUAAUUUCAAUGUAUUGUACUGUGUAUUAAUAAAUUUAGUUUUUGUUAAAAAAAACUUACCUGUUUGCUAGUUUACAUUUAGGCCAAACCAUCGUGCAACACUUAAGCGCUGGUGGCGUUGUGCCACCAAGGAAUUAUAUUGGUGGACAAGCUUAAUCUAGUUUAGCCAUGUCACAAAUGAGUGGAGCAAGCGCAACCAAAUGCAGGGAACAGAUUCUGCCCGUGAGCCUCCACACAAGACCAGGGGGAAAAUGAAAGAGCAGCACAGGCCCACAAAGAACAGACGGAGACAACACUAAAGACCGACGGGGAGAAACACACGAUUUAAAUACAUCAGAUAACAAGAGGGAGCAGGUGACAGAUAUUACAACAAUGAAGGGGUGUGGCUGAGGGAAGCUCUUUCUGCUUCUUGCUGCAAAAUACAUAAACAGAUGAUAUAUGACACCCCCCCCCCCCACACACACACACACACAUGUACACACACAUUGUCUCAGUCCGUCUUUCCUUCUCUCUAUGUCAUUGCUAUGUGGCACCUUGUGUACAGGAAUAGGUGCCAUUUUCACAUUCCCCAUUUAGUCGAACAUGGUAACACAUUUAAAAAUGGGAGUGAGCGUGACGACGACAAGCUGACAGUUGCCCUGUGUGGCUCUAUGACCUCUUUUGCAAAUGUGGAAUUCUGUGAUAAUGUCCUCAAUAAAAAUCAAUCUCUGUUGUGACAA
Molecule: messenger RNA, 3903 nt
Organism: Syngnathus typhle (broad-nosed pipefish)
Lineage: Eukaryota; Metazoa; Chordata; Actinopteri; Syngnathiformes; Syngnathidae
Gene: prss12
Product: serine protease 12
Exons: 13
Coding region: 107-2605 (832 amino acids)
Biological process (GO): proteolysis
Cellular component (GO): membrane
Molecular function (GO): serine-type endopeptidase activity
Source: RefSeq, a predicted model, not a curated record